AUCAUCAUCGUGAUUUUUAUUAACACGUUUUAUUUUUUCGCCUUUUUUUACGGAUUUAAAAAAGAAUAUUCUGUGUUGCCAAAUCACCAAGGAAACUGAUUAUUUUUUCUGUUUUAAAAACAACCAACCAACGAUGAGCGCAAUCUCAAUCAAACCAAAACAAUCGAUUCAUUUAUUAUUGAAUCAAACAUACAAUAUGAAUAAUCCACGUCUUUCGAUACGAUUGGAAGAAAGUGUCCAAAACGAUUAUGACGAUGACGAUGAUGAUGAUAAUGUCACUGUUAUAAAUAAUGGCAACCACCACCACCAACACCAUGAUUCACAUCAUUAUCAACAGAAAAAUAAUCAUCGACAGAAAUGUAUAAAUUGUGAUUCAUUAGAAAAAAUGUUAUGUUUACGCGAUCGUACUAUAAUGAAAUUGAUUGAAGAUCGUGAUCAAUUGAAAAUUAAAUUGACACGUACAAUGAAUGAAAAUAUUGAAUUAACCAGACAAUUACUUCGAUAUGAAGGAUCAUCAUUUAGAAAGAAUAAUAAUGCCGCUACAACUAAUAAUCAAAAGGAUAAAAAUCAUCAAUUAAUUGAUAAUCAAAAACAACAAAAAGAAUUGCAAUUUUAUCAUCGUCGUUGUCAAGAAUUGGAAGAACAAAAUCAACAAAUGAAAUUUCAUCUUUAUUCAUUGCGUAAUGUUUUUGUUGAACUUAGUCAACAACAAAAUAAUGAUCACCAUUAUGAUGAACAUGGUAACGAAGACGACGAUGAUGUUGAUAAUGAAUCAUAUCAGGAUCUUCCAAGUUCCGUUUCAGCCAAUAAGGUGGAAAAUAUCGUUGAAAAUGAUAUUGGUAAUCAUCAUCAACAACAACAAAAGCAGCUGCCAUCACAGAAUGUCCAAACAGAUGAACAUUCCACCGCCAAAUUGAUGAAAGACACCGCCACCACCACCACCAUAACGAAUGAUGAUACAAUAAACCGAUAUGAUUCAAUAAUCAAUGAACCAAUAAUUUCAAAUUUUGAUCGCUGGUAUAAUAGUUAGUUGGAACCAAUGAUUAAUGAUUGGAUUUUUAUUCCAAUUUUUUGUGAAUUUUAAAAUCAAUUUUUUCAUUUAAACUUCUC
Messenger RNA from Dermatophagoides farinae (American house dust mite), 1110 nucleotides. RefSeq lists its product as uncharacterized. Lineage: Eukaryota; Metazoa; Arthropoda; Arachnida; Sarcoptiformes; Pyroglyphidae. The record is from RefSeq and is a predicted model, not a curated record.